UUGGCAGGAGUGAGUGGAGCAGAGUGGAGAAGAAUUUACGACUGGGCUUGCAGGCAGGCAAAUAGAUGUUUUGAAGCGACGCUUGGGCCGUGAUCAACACAGAUCGGCAGCGGAGGCUACAGCUUGAUUGAAUUGACCUGAAUCGGGUCGGGCGCCGGCCGAAAUUCGCGCCAUGUUAUGUCGCAGCGAGUGAUCGAGGAGCAGAAAAGGUGCAUCGUCAGCUGGUGUCGCAACUGGGACGGCGAGCAGCGCGACAAGUUCGUCGCCAAAGUCGAGCAGACCAUCACAGGCCAGGUCGACGUGGACCAGCUGGUAGCCGGACUGAGCCUCGAGGAGCCAAGCACCCUUUUCGACUACCAGGUCAAGCUGUUUCGCCGCUGGUCGGCCGCCUGGGUUUUGGCUGACCUGCUCGACCUGCUGACCACCCUGACGAGAGGAUGACAACCUACACGCCCGCGGCGCAGGUGAGAUUCGUGGAGUCCUGGUUCCGCGAGUGGAGCGACAUGCAGCGCGAGGACUUCUUGCCGGUGAUGGCGCAGAGCUUUUCUGCCAACUUCUGCCCGGUGAACGGCCUGUCGGAGCUGGGCCUCGGCUCAAGGCCACCAUCAUUGUUCCAGUGCCGCGUGAAGCUGUUCCGCGAGUGGUGCCUCGGCUGGGACGCCGCGUGCCGUCAGUCCCUCAAGGACAGCCUGCGCGACGUCGACCCCACCUUCGUGCAAAACCUCGAGGUCGCCCUCAGCAGCCUCGAUGGCGUCAAGCCGCCCGCCGACCUCGUCGCCAACGACCCUCGCGAGGGCGAGGUCGUCUGAACUCCAAUCGUUGAACCAUCUUAAUUUUAUUCUGCGCCUUUUUCAGCUUCAAUUAUUUCAAGUGAAUCUUUACAGUUGGCUUUAGGAAGUGGUACAUUGAAUGCAUAAACAAUUUAAUCUUUUGGAAAAUCAAAUCAGGAGCAAGUAAAAGUUAAAUUUCAGAAUUUGUCAUUUCAUUGAAAUAUGUAUCGGCUUUUCCAACGAAUACCUCUCUUUAGUGGUGUGCGAAUUUUUCUAUAAAUGAAAUAUAUCCUCAUAUUUCCUUAUGGAGAUGGUGUUCGCCGCCUGAUUAGCAUGCAAACUUUGAAGCCGAUUUUCUCAUAUUAAAAAAAACUGAACUCUUUCCAAAAAUAAAUCGAUGAUUUUUAGGAUUUUGCUGUACAGACCUACUUAAACCAGCCGUGGAUAUGCUUUUUUCUCGCCUCUUUCUUGCUCAACACUCAUUUUGCUUCGGUUUAAAAUGAAAACUAACACGCAUCAGCUAGUCACGUCGAAGAAUCUCGAUUGAACCAUGUGUGCUAUUGGAAUUUUCAGGGCCUUUUUAAUCCCGACUCUGCAUAUCCACCGAUUUAGUUUGUUGCAUUUUAAUCGCGUAGCCCGACUAAUCAAUACUCAAAUAUAUUAUGAUGGCUAAUAACGUACAAUUAAAGCUGUUGACUACACAAUGCAAUUGUUGAGAUUCGUGUUGGUGCUUUUGAGUCCAAACUCCACCCCAUGCGUGCUGUUUUCAAAUAAAAAUCUCAAAAACACACACUUGGCCCCCCUCUACAGCUGGAGUUUUACCUUUCCAAGGGCAGCAGUGGGGGAGGGAUGGGGCCAAGUGUGUUUGUUUUUCUUAAAAAAAAAUCCUUCAACCGACGCUCCUAUUAUCCGAUUGAUGACCCUGAGAUUUGUUCCCGCUUGCGUCCCCUUCCCCUCGUCGGCCCCCGGCAUUGGCCCUUCCCCUACCUCCCCUCCGCGUGCAAGCACGGAUUGACGUCGAUGUGCCAUCAGCAAGGCCAUGUUUCGCAGCUGUUGAUCAUUUACAAACAUGUACAAAUUUUAAUGAAUUGAGCAAAUGUUGAUCAUGCAACAAAGAAAGCACUUCUUGAUACAUCUAUAAAUUAAUAAUUAAAUAAAUUUAAAAAAAAUCAACCAUGUAAUGUAUAAUGUACAAGACGCCGAAGCGCAGCUGUUUACUUUUGUUUUUCUCCUAUAUUGGGCGGUGUUUGGGUAUCAUAAAUAUAAAAGCUGCGUUUUUCUCACUUUGGGAAAAGUGUGUAAUCUCGCUGAAGCAAAAUCAAAACCUCAAUUAUGACGUAGUGUAGGAUCUCGUAAAUUGGUUUAAUGUCGACUUUUAUUCCGUUAUUGCGAUCAGGUCUGAUUUUCGUAAUAAUUCCAACAUUGGCUGAUAUUUUAAGUUACUAUAUUACUACUUUAUUGUAUAUUGUGUCGAGAUGAAAUAAAAUAUUAUAUUAUUUGGUUGCAAGCUUCUAGGCUUAAAA
Molecule: messenger RNA, 2293 nt
Organism: Cloeon dipterum
Lineage: Eukaryota; Metazoa; Arthropoda; Insecta; Ephemeroptera; Baetidae
Exons: 3
Coding region: 438-809 (123 amino acids)
Source: RefSeq, a predicted model, not a curated record